Molecule: messenger RNA, 2475 nt
Organism: Vicia faba (fava bean)
Lineage: Eukaryota; Viridiplantae; Streptophyta; Magnoliopsida; Fabales; Fabaceae
Source: the annotation of a GenBank genome assembly
AUGGUUUUUUUCAGAGUUAAAUUACCGCCAAUGGAUCUGAUGCGUUCCGAGAAGAUGACCUUCGUUCAACUCAUCAUUCCCGCCGAGUCCGCUCACCGAGCCAUCACCUAUUUAGGCCAACUCGGUCUUCUUCAAUUCCGUGACUUAAAUGCUGAAAAAAGUCCCUUCCAGAGAACAUUUGUUAACCAGGUAAAGCGAUGUGCAGAAAUGUCAAGAAAGCUACGAUUCCUGAUGGAUCAGAUCAAUAAAGCUGGGAUAAUGUCUCCCAGUCCUGUCUUGCAAACAGAUACAUACUUGGAGGAUAUAGAGGUGCAUCUUGCUGAGCAUGAACAUGAGAUAAUUGAAAUGAACUCUAACAGUGAGAAACUUCAGCAAUCAUAUAACGAACUCCUUGAGUUCAAGAGUGUACUGCAAAAGGCAUGUAGUUUUCUUGUUUCAAAUCAUGGCCAUGCCGUUUCAGAAGAGAGAGAACUGGAGGAAAAUGUUUACUCAAUUGGAGACUUUGUCGAGACGCCAUUUUUGUUUGAACAGGAAAUGAUGCCUGAUCCGUCAAAACCAAACCAAUCUGGUUUAAGAUUUAUCAGCGGGAUAAUUUGUAAAUCCAAAGUUCUCAGGUUUGAAAGAAUGUUGUUUCGUGCCACAAGAGGCAAUAUGCUUUUCAAUCAGGCACCAGCUGAUGAACAAAUUAUGGAUCCUAUUUCAACUGAGAUGGUUGAGAAGACAGUGUUUGUUGUGUUUUUCUCUGGGGAGCAAGCAAGAACAAAGAUUCUAAAAAUUUGCGAAGCAUUCGGUGCAAAUUGUUACCCUGUUCCUGAAGAUAUAAGUAAACAAAGGCAAAUAACUCAGGAGGUUUCAUCACGCCUUGCUGACUUAGAGGCCACUUUGGAUGCUGGAAUUAGGCAUCGGAAUAAGGCUCUAUCUUCUGUAGGAGGUCAUUUAGCGAAAUGGAUGGACAUGGUAAGAAGAGAGAAGGCUGUGUAUGAUACGUUGAACAUGUUAAAUUUUGAUGUCACCAAAAAAUGUCUUGUGGCAGAGGGCUGGUGUCCAAUCUUUGCAAGAACACAGAUUCAAGAGGCACUGCAACGUGCAACUUUUGACAGCAAUUCUCAAGUGGGUGUAAUCUUUCACUCAAUGGAUGCACUGGAAUCGCCACCUACAUAUUUUAGGACCAACAGUUUCACCAAUCCUUAUCAAGAAAUUGUAGAUGCAUAUGGUGUUGCAAGAUAUCAAGAAGCAAACCCUGCAGUUUACACAACUAUCAUAUUCCCAUUUCUUUUUGCGGUGAUGUUUGGGGACUGGGGCCAUGGAAUAUGCCUACUGCUUGGAGCAUUGGUUCUUAUAGCACAUGAAAGAAAACUCGGCAAUCAGCGACUGGGAAGCUUUAUGGAGAUGCUAUUUGGUGGGCGCUAUGUGCUUCUUCUGAUGUCACUAUUUUCAAUGUAUUGUGGGUUAAUCUACAACGAGUUCUUCUCAGUUCCUUUUCACAUAUUUGGUGCGUCUGCUUACAAAUGCCGAGAUAUUUCAUGCAGGGAUGCACAUACUACUGGCUUAGUAAAAUACAGAGAACCAUACCCAUUUGGUGUGGAUCCCAGCUGGCGUGGAAGUCGUUCAGAAUUGCCCUUUUUGAACUCUCUCAAGAUGAAGAUGUCCAUUCUAUUUGGUGUAGUGCAUAUGAACUUGGGAAUUAUGUUAAGUUAUUUCAAUGCUCGUUUCUUUGGCAGUUCGCUGGAUAUAAGGUAUCAGUUUGUGCCGCAGAUGAUUUUCCUCAACAGUCUAUUUGGGUAUCUUUCCCUUCUCAUUGUUGUCAAGUGGUGUUCUGGGUCUCAGGCAGACCUUUAUCAUAUAAUGAUUUACAUGUUUUUAAGCCCUCUUGACAAUCUUGGUGAGAAUGAGUUGUUCAGGGGUCAAAGGCCACUUCAAGUUUUGUUAUUGGUUCUGGCUCUAAUUGCAGUUCCAUGGAUGCUCUUUCCAAAGCCUUUUAUAUUAAAGAAACUUCAUAAUGAGAGAUUUCAAGGACGCAAUUACGGUGUUCUUAAUACCUCUGAGGUGGAUCUUGAGGUGGAACCAGAUUCUGCAAGGGAUUCUGCCAGGCAACAUCGUGAGGAAUUUAAUUUCAGUGAGGUUUUUGUUCACCAAAUGAUUCACUCCAUUGAGUUUGUUCUGGGUUCUGUUUCAAAUACGGCAUCAUAUCUCCGACUUUGGGCAUUAAGCUUGGCACACUCAGAACUUUCAACUGUUUUUUAUGAGAAAGUCCUACUGCUAGCUUGGGGGUAUGACAAUCUUAUCAUUCGAUUAGUGGGGCUAGUUGUUUUUGCCUUUGCAACUGCUUUUAUACUACUUAUGAUGGAGACUCUGAGUGCUUUUCUUCAUGCCCUGCGUCUUCAUUGGGUUGAAUUUCAAAAUAAAUUCUACCAUGGUGAUGGCUACAAGUUCAAACCCUUUUCUUUUGCCGCCUUAACAGAGGAUGAAAAUUGA